Molecule: messenger RNA, 2018 nt
Organism: Hemiscyllium ocellatum (epaulette shark)
Lineage: Eukaryota; Metazoa; Chordata; Chondrichthyes; Orectolobiformes; Hemiscylliidae
Gene: cables2b
Product: Cdk5 and Abl enzyme substrate 2b
Exons: 9
Coding region: 1-1569 (522 amino acids)
Biological process (GO): regulation of cell cycle
Source: RefSeq, a predicted model, not a curated record
AUGGCGGCCGCGACGUGGGGCGGUUCGUUCCGCUUCUCGAAUGUGAAACACGGUGUUACCGGCGGCAAGGAGCAGCAGCAGCAGGCUCAGGGAGCGAGGAAACGGAGCGACUCCCGGCGGAGGCAGGCCGCCCUCAGCUUCCUGACGAACAUCUCCCUGGACGGCCGGCGGCCGCUGGAGAUCAGCAAUGGGUACCGGCCAGAGGUGGAGCCGCUUCAGGACCAGGACCGGGACCGGGACAGGCCCCCGGUGGCGGCGGCCAGCAGCAGGAGCGGGCCGCUCGGGCUCGGCUGUAUUAGCUGUAUCUCAGGGGUGCCGAGCGCCGCGGUCAUCACCCAGACCCCCCGGCUCGGGCCUGCCGUCGGCACCGUCUACGUGGGGCCCGCCAUCGCGUUGCCAAGGGAGCCGGCCGCCGGGCCGGGAGCAGACACUCAGGGAGAAGGAGCCGGAGCCACCACCGGCGCCGCCGUCUGUGCCCAGCAAGGGGUUUCCGGCCCGGGGACACCUCUCCCCAAGAGCGGCCUGGCGUCCGCGCAAGCGCCCGCUCUCCUCGGACUCGACUUCCAGAAACAGAGGAGCCGAACCUCUUCAGGAUCCCCCCAUCCAAAAAAUACAAAAAAAGUUCACUUUAUCAAAAAUAUGCGGCAAUAUGACACAAGAAAUAGCAGGAUAGUUCUUAUCUGUGCUAAAAGGUCACUGUGCUCAGCUUUUUCUGUACUGCCUUAUGGAGAAUUCAACACUACUGGAGACAAUAAGAUGGAAGGACCCAGGCAACGUAACCCUUCUGGUGGCAUUUCAGCUUCAACCGACAUGCUGCUUGGGCUUGAUGGAGUUGAACUUGGUGCAGACGUAAAGUCAGUUUCAUAUGCGCAGUUCCUUUAUCCAACCAAUGCCUUUGUCAUGCCAAAAGCUCUCCCUGAGGUUCCAACUUCAAUAGCACAGGUUCGAAAUAGCAUGCAUCGGAGCUUUACACCAGGAAGACAUGGAGCUGCAGCGAUAGCAAUGGAAUUAGGUAGUGAAGCUGGAGAUUUGAUAGAAUAUGAUCCGAAUCUUCUUGAUGACCCCCAGUGGCCAUGUGGAAAACACAAACGGGUUCUAAUCUUUGCAUCAUAUAUGACCACAGUGAUUGAAUAUGUAAAACCAUCAGAUUUGAAAAAGGAUAUGAAUGAAACAUUCAAGGAGAAAUUUCCUCACAUUAAGCUGACGCUUAGUAAGAUAAGAAGUCUGAAACGUGAGAUGCGAAACCUGGCAGAAGAGUGCGCUCUGGAACCUUGUACUGUGGCUUUAUCAUUUGUUUACUUUGAGAAGCUUGUACUCCAAGGCAAAGUCAAUAAGCAAAACAGAAAGCUUUGCUCUGGUGCUUGCUUACUGCUAGCAGCCAAAAUCAGCAGUGAUCUCAAGAAGCAUGAAGUGAGACAUCUGAUUGAUAAACUGGAAGAACGAUUAAGAUUGAACUCAAAAGAGCUGGUUUCGUUUGAGUUCACCACACUUGUGGCUUUGGAGUUUGGACUUUAUCUUCCUGAGAAAAAAGUGUUACCUCACUACAGGCGACUUGUUCAACAAUCCUAAAUGCAGUUACAUUCCUCCUGAAGAUGACAAGCACUUGGAAGAAGCAAGCAGUUCUUUCUAAAAUGCUGUAUUCUUGUAUUGUGAUUCUGUUAGCACAGGAAGUAUUGUACCAAAGUAACUUCUACAGUGCUAAUUAAUGACAGUCACCAAUUUGUCCAAUUUCUUCAAAACUGAUUUGUGCUACCUUUUUUGAAAUUAAAGCACCUUUAUUCAAAAUUGGAUGAACCUUGUAAAGGAAUAUGUUUGGGUGAUGGCCUGUCAUAUGAACAAUGGCAAUUUAUAGUAAUAACUUAUUACCAAAAAUUCAUUAUGGGCAACAGCACUUUCGUACAUGUUGACUUGUCGUUGCUGUAAUAUUGUGUUAUAUGCUAUCUGUUCUUCCAAGAAUUGUCCUACUGUAAUUAUAAAACUGACUCUGCUGUUAGUUGCACAUAUGUCACCACUCUAUG